This is a messenger RNA of Orbilia oligospora ATCC 24927, 993 nucleotides long. RefSeq lists its product as uncharacterized. NCBI's taxonomy places the organism in Eukaryota, Fungi, Ascomycota, Orbiliomycetes, Orbiliales, Orbiliaceae. The transcript is spliced from 2 exons. Bases 1 to 993 code for a protein of 330 amino acids. The record is from RefSeq and is a predicted model, not a curated record.
AUGCGCUGGUUAAGAUCAUUGGCAGUCUAUGCGGGAGUGGCAGCGGGUCUCACACGAGCCGCAGUACCAGAGGCACUGUCUGAGGCUUUUGUACCUGGAAUGACCUUAUUGGUCAAGUUCGGCGAUACUAGUAUCCAAGAUGAUAGCACAGCGUCAGCAGGAUCGAUAACCUCCUCGCCUGUAUUCACCUUGAACUCGCCAAGUGUCGAUAUCCCAGACAACACACGGUAUACAAUAAUUCUCAUGGAUAUCACCAACUCGAGAAACCCUACAACAGAGGCAGUGCUACACUAUGCAGCAUCAAACCUGCGCGCACCCAAGCCUGAUGGCGGGGAUCUGAUUUUCGGGACCGUGAACUUUCAGUAUAUUGCUCCAGCAGCGAAUACCGACAAUGCAGACUAUCUUUUCUUGGUGUAUGCGCAACUUGAUGGCGAAAUUGAGCUCAACUUGCAGAGCAUACCGGAACCAGGGGACGACCGCUUAUUCAGCGUGAAUAUUUUCCGACAGGAUAAUCUUUUUCAACUUGCGGAUACUGGGGUCGGGUUUACUAUCCGACCAGCUCCUAGUAAUAUGAGCACAACUUCGUCCGAAUUUAGCUCGACGACUUUCACAUAUCCGAACACAACGACUACGUUCAGUUCAUCAAUUCCUAGCACUACACCUGAGGAGACUAGCACUACCCCAUCGAAUACUACCAUAACCAGUAGCAGCAGCAGUGAGAGCAGCAGCGAGAGCAGCAUCACCUCGAAAACUACCCCUCCGCCUAAACCCGUGGAGCCAAGCACUUCAUAUCUCACAUUAUCCGUUGGUGGAUCCACAAGGACUGUUGUAUACACUGCACCUGAUGACACUGGCUCCACCCUGGGCCCGUCACAAACCACCGCAGACCCGUCCUUGAUAACCAAUGAGCCAAGCGCCGCUUCACAGAUAGCUGUCUCGAAGGCGGCUAUAACUAUCAUCAGCCUUUACAUUGCCCUUUUUAUAUUUAUUUAA